ACGCCCCAGGUUCGGCAGUGUGGACUUCGGUGUUCGUCCUUCGCCCCUCCAAAGCCGUAGCGUUGAUCAGUGCGCACAGCGGGGCGCUGCGAGGCGCGGCACCUGGCGCCCUAAGUCGCGGCGCACGGCGGCUGCACCAUGGUCCAGCUCACUACUGUCCUCUGCAAGGCCUACCAUGGAGGCCACUUAACCAUCCGCCUUGCCUUGAGUGGCUGUACCAACCGGCCUUUCUACCGCAUUGUGGCUGCUCACAACAAGUGCCCUAGGGAUGGCCGUUUCGUGGAGCAGCUGGGCUCCUAUGAUCCAUUGCCCAACAGUCAUGGAGAGAAAAUCGUUGCUCUCAACCUGGACCGGAUCCGGCAUUGGAUCGGCUGUGGGGCUCAUCUCUCUAAGCCUGUGGAGAAGCUUCUGGGUCUCUCUGGCUUCUUCCCUCUGCAUCCCAUGAUGAUCACAAAUGCUGAGAGGCUGCGAAGGAAACGGGCACGUGAAGUCCUCUUAGCAUCUCAGAAAACAGACACAGAAGCUACAGAAACACAAACGAGCUGACUUCAGCUGAGCUUGAGCAGAGCAUUGGGAAUAAGGUCAAAGUUCUCUUAAAACACCUGUGCAGAGCACUUAGUUUUAUUAGAUUUGGAGGUCAAUAAAUGGAGUUUUCUAAGUCA
Neofelis nebulosa (Clouded leopard) is the source of this 662-nucleotide messenger RNA. RefSeq names its product mitochondrial ribosomal protein S16 (gene MRPS16). The transcript has 3 exons. NCBI's taxonomy places the organism in Eukaryota, Metazoa, Chordata, Mammalia, Carnivora, Felidae. Gene Ontology annotation, cellular component: ribosome; mitochondrial small ribosomal subunit. The record is from RefSeq and is a predicted model, not a curated record. Bases 139 to 546 code for a protein of 135 amino acids. Gene Ontology annotation, molecular function: structural constituent of ribosome. Gene Ontology annotation, biological process: mitochondrial translation.